Molecule: messenger RNA, 1051 nt
Organism: Diceros bicornis minor
Lineage: Eukaryota; Metazoa; Chordata; Mammalia; Perissodactyla; Rhinocerotidae
Gene: INKA1
Product: inka box actin regulator 1
Exons: 2
Coding region: 140-979 (279 amino acids)
Cellular component (GO): nucleus
Molecular function (GO): protein serine/threonine kinase inhibitor activity; protein kinase binding
Source: RefSeq, a predicted model, not a curated record
GGCGGAAGCUACGGAGCUCACGGAGCGGCGGAGCAAGGCGGAGGGCAGGGCGCCGCUGGCCGGCUAGCCAGGCCCUCUCCGCGCCGCUCCCGCUGGAGUUCCAAGAACCGGCAGGCCUGGCGGGGGCUCCGGCACAGGCAUGCACAGCGCUCGGCUUGACAGCUUCCUGAGCCAGCUCCGCUGGGAACUGCUGUGUGGCCGGGACACAGGCUCACCACCAAUGCCUGGCCCUCUUCUGCCACCCCCCAAAUGUGGCCCAGGUGUGCAGCUCAAGGCCUCAGAUGGCUUGGAAGAGAACUCGGUCUGUUGUGUGGAAGAAGAGGAAGAAGAAGCUGUGGUGACACGAGGCAGGAGUGUAGCCUUGGGGGGCCCCAGGGAGCAUGCCCUAGACUGGGACUCUGGCUUCUCGGAGGUGUCAGGCAGCACAUGGAGAGAGGAAGAGCUGCCCAUACUCCAGCACCCAGCACCCCCAGCAUGGCCCCCCCAUAGACAGAGCCUCUCGGCCAGUGGCAUGCCCCUGCCCAGAGGGGCCCCUGUGGCCAGUGCACCACCUGCUCACCGACCACGGCCCAAGUCCACCCCAGACACCUGCCUGGAGCAUUGGCGGGGGCUGGAAGCUGAGGACUGGACAGCAGCGUUGCUGAGCAGAGGUCGCAGCCGCCAGCCCCUUGUGCUGGGGGACAACUGCUUUGCUGACUUGGUGCACAACUGGAUGGAGCUGCCUGAGGCAGUGGGUGAGGAAGACGAUGCGGGUGGGCCCCGUGCCCGUGCUCGGCCCCCCCAGUUUCUGCUUGGCCUCUCUGAGCAGCUGCGGCGCCAGCUGGCCAGGGCACGCCGGGCAGCCAUGGCGGGAAAGCGACUGUCAUGCCCACCUCGCUCAGAACCCGAACUGCCAGCAGAUGUCUCACGCUUUGCAGCCCUCAUGAGCUGCCGCAGUCGCCAGCCCAUCAUCUGCAGUGAUGUCAUCAGCUACCUCUGACCCUGCCCUCCAGCCUGGGACAAUAAAGACCUUUCUUUGGACUGUCCUGGUUCCAUAGCCCUGAGGCUCCAG